GCGCAUGCGCAUUCUUGCUCCAUCAUUGUGUCUACAGGAGCAGGGCUGGAGAGACAAACCUCGUUCACCUUUAAUAAACCAACCCGUGUCAUUUCUCUCAGAAUCCACCGCUAGACUCGGAAGACAGGGAGGACUUCUGAAUUAUGAAGCAACGCUCCGCCGGACCCUCUCUCUCCUGCUCUAGUUACCACGACUCCUGCCGCAACCGUGAGCGCUUCUGCCACUGCUACUAGUGCUUUGGCUGGGACAAAAAGGCGAGUUCGCAGUUCUCGUCAGCUGUUGUCUCGUCACAUAUGGUGCAUUCUUUGCAUUCCUGAGUCGACAUCCCUACCACUCAGCUUCUUGCCAGCCGGUGGCAUUCAUAGGAUUUAUCAACACAGGAUAUUAAUAAGCGUGUGCUCUUGUUUUGCCUGGAUUGUACACGCUAAAGGCCUAUUUUUUUCACUUUCCACUGCCACACGCGUGGUGGCAGGACAUCGUAGGCCAUGGAGCCCAAUAUGGAGUACUGUCUGACCCAGGUGCUACAGAAGGAUGUUGCGCGAAGGUUGCAGAUGGGUCCGGAGCUCAUCGACUACAUCACAGAUGCUGAAAAGUGUCAGGACUUGGAGAGUGACCAGACUGCGCUGGAUAAAAUGGUGGACGGUAUCGCCACCUCUUGGGUUAACUCCAGCAACUUUAAGUUGGCUUUGUUGGGAAUAGACCUUCUAUCUGCCUUAGUGACAAGAUUACAGGACCGAUUUCGGCCCCAAGUUGGUACAGUUUUACCCAGCUUAAUAGAUCGGUUGGGCGAUGCCAAAGAUCAAGUCAGAGACCAAGAUCAAAUCCUGCUGCUGAAGAUUAUGGAGCAGUCAGCUACGCCACAGUACAUAUGGGACAGAAUGCUGGGGGGUUUCAAACACAAAAACAACCGGACCAGAGAGGGAGUCUGUCUCUGUCUCAUCUCAACACUCAACACAUAUGGUGCCCAAGGCUUAACUCUCAGCAAAAUUGUUCCACAUAUAUGUAAUCUACUUGGAGACCCCACAAGUCAGGUUCGAGAUGCGGCCAUGAACUGCCUUGUGGAAAUAUACAGACAUGUUGGAGAAAAAGUUCGGAUUGACCUUAGCAAAAAAGGACUGCCGCAAUCUAGGUUGAAUGUAAUUUUCAGCAGAUUUGAUGAAGUCCAAAGAUCUGGAAACAUGAUCCUCUCUUCAGGUUCAGAUAAGAACUUUGAUGACGAGGACUCAGUGGAUGGGGGCAGGUCCUCCUCCUCUUCCUCUUCCAAGGGCUUCUCCAGCAGCAGGAGAGGAGGCAGCAUGGGCUCAAUGAGACGACCCAGUUCUGCCUCUGGAUCCAGGGCUGCAGGGAAAGAUGGUGCCAGUGCAGGAGCUGUGGAUGAAGAGGAUUUUAUCAAGGCUUUUGAAGAUGUACCUGCAGUGCAGAUAUAUUCCAGUAAGGACUUGGAGGAUUCCUUAAAUAAGAUUCGUGAAGUUCUGUCUGAUGACAAGCAAGACUGGGAGCACCGCGUCACUGCUCUGAAGAAAGUGCGCUCACUGCUUCUGGCUGGUGCGACUGAACAUGAGGGUUUCAUUCAACAGCUACGACUUUUAGAAGGUGCCUUCAAGAUGUCGGCUAAAGAUCUUCGGUCGCAAGUGGUUCGAGAGGCCUGCAUCACAUUAGGACAUCUGUCUUUAUUGCUGGGGAAUAAAUUUGAUCAUGGGGCUGAAAGCAUCAUGCCGACGCUGCUCAACUUGGUGCCCAAUAGCGCCAAAAUUAUGGCCACAUCUGGAGUGGCUGUCAUCCGUCUCAUCUUACGACAUACACACUUCCCUCGCCUUAUCCCAAUCAUCACCAGCAACUGCACUUCUAAAUCUGUGGCUGUUCGACGACGAUGUUACGAGUUUUUAGAACUGUUAUUGCAAGAAUGGCAGACACACACUCUAGAGAGGCAUGUGGCGGUUCUCACUGAGACCAUCAAAAAGGGGAUCCAUGAUGCUGACUCAGAGGCCAGAUCUGUGGCCAGAAAGUGUUAUUGGGGAUUCCAUGGCCAUUACAGUCGGGAGGCGGAGCACCUCUUUCAGGCGUUGGAGUCGACCUAUCAGAAGGCUCUCCAGUCUCACCUGAAGAGUUCGGACAGUAUAGUGUCUCUACCGCAGUCUGACCGCUCCUCCUCAAGCUCACAGGAGAGCCUCAAUCGACCGCUGUCAGUAAAGACAGUCAUUGGCGGCCCUGUUACAAGAAGUAAAGUGAUCGGCUCUCGGGUAUCCUCAUCGUCUGGUUCUCUCCAGCGCUCUCGCAGUGACAUUGACGUGAACGCAGCCUCCAGUGCCAAAUCUCGCAUGUCCACCGCAACCUCACCGUCCCCUUUCAGCGCCGCUGCAGCCCUGCCACCAGGCUCCUACGCCUCUCUGGAUGGUGCUCCUGGUAAAAUAGAUGGUCGUGUUCGGACCAGAAGGCAGAGCUCAGGGAGUGCGGUGAACGCCAACAGCACUGUGACAGACAGCCGUGGCCGAAGCAGAGCUAAAGUCGUGUCUCAGUCCCAGCCCGGCAGCCGAUCCAGUUCACCAGGGAAGCUUUUGGGACAUGCUUAUGGCAGAAUUCCUAGAGCCACUGCGCCAACAACUCCCUCUGACAAGUACUCCAGGAUCCCACGAAGCCAGGGGUGCAGCCGUGAGACCAGCCCCAACAGACUGGGCAUAGCCAGGCUGUGUGGUAAAGCUCUUCUUCCUGCCACUUCUCCCUAUCGCACGCUAGCCCGGAGCAGUCGCAUCCCUCGCCCCAGCAUGAGUCAGGGGUGCAGCCGUGAUACCAGUCGCGAGAGCAGCCGCGACACCAGCCCCGCUCGGGGCUUCACUCCUCUGGCCUCUCGACGUCACUCUCGCUCCACCAGCGCUCUGUCCACGGCCGAACCCGUGGGCCAGUCAGAUCGCUUUGGUCUGAUCCAUCAGGCUCGCAUUUCUGCAUCUGUCAAUGCUAUGAGGGUGCUGAACACUGGUACAGAAGUGGAGGCUGCCGUGGCUGAUGCUUUGCUGUUAGGAGACUCCAGGAAUAAGCGCAAGCCAUUGAGAAGGAGGUAUGAGUCUGAUGACGAUGCUAACAGCGAUGCGUCCAGUGCCUGUUCAGAGCGAUCCUAUAGUUCCCGUAAUGGAGGUAUUCCUCAUUACCUGCGUCAGACAGAGGACGUGGCGGAGGUGCUCAACCACUGCGCUAGCUCCAACUGGUCUGAGAGGAAAGAGGGCCUGCUGGGUCUGCAGAACCUGCUGAAAAGUCAGCGUAUUCUCAGUCGUGUAGAGCUGAAGAGGCUGUGUGAGAUCUUCACUAGGAUGUUUGCAGAUCCUCACAGCAAGGUGUUCAGCAUGUUCUUGGAGACACUUGUGGACUUCAUCACUGUGCACAGAGAGGAUCUCCAGGACUGGCUCUUUGUGCUGCUCACUCAGCUGCUGAAGAAAAUGGGAGCUGACCUCUUGGGCUCAGUCCAAGCCAAGGUCCAGAAGGCUCUGGACAUCACAAGGGAGUCUUUUCCCUUCGACCAGCAGUUUAACAUCCUCAUGAGAUUCAUUGUUGAUCAGACUCAAACCCCUAAUCUGAAGGUGAAGGUGGCCAUUCUGAAAUACAUCGAGUCUCUGGCACGGCAGAUGGACCCUGGAGACUUUGUGAAUUCAAGUGAGACAAGAUUAGCCGUGUCUCGCAUUAUCACCUGGACCACAGAACCCAAGAGCUCAGAUGUCAGAAAAACCCUUCAUAACUGGGCAUGUGAGGAGUUGUCAGGCAGGCCCAGCACUACAGCUCUACUCCCCGGAGAGGGUCAACUGGAGGAGAGGUGUAAGCAGGCCGCCCAGGUUGUGCUGAUCUCGCUCUUUGAGCUGAACACUCCUGAGUUCACCAUGCUGCUCGGCGCACUGCCGAAAACAUUCCAGGACGGAGCCACCAAACUCCUGCAUAACCAUCUCAAGAACUCAAGCAACACCAGCAACGUGAGUUCACCAAGCAAUACAAUGGGCCGCACACCAGCCCGGCACCCCACCAGCAGGACUAGUCCACUCACCUCACCCACAAACUGCUCUCAUGGAGGUCUUUCACCCAGUCGGUUAUGGGGUUGGGGUGUCGAUGGGCUCUUAAAGCACCCCUCUCCCUCUCCUCCUCCUCCUCCUCCUCCUCCUUCGUCUCACUCCUCUAUUCCUGCCGGUCCCUCCUUAAGGGCUUUCCGCUGCGCUCUCUCUCCAAGUAUGCUGGAAUAUGACACAGAGAACAUGAAUUCAGAUGAGAUCUUUAGUUCAUUGCGUGGCGUCACAGAAGCCAUCCAGAGUUUCAGCUACCGCAGCCAAGAAGAUCUGAAUGAGCCAAUCAGACGCGAUGGGAAAAAGGAUGAUGCUACUGGGAAAGAAGCAGCGUCUCCGGGCUCUGACGCGAGAUUGGGAUUGGAUGUAGUGGAAGGAGGUCGAACUGCUCUGGAUAACAAGACCUCUCUGCUCAACACGCCAUCCCCGCGGUCUUUCGCUGGGCCGCGGUCAAGAGAGUUUGCACCCUACGGCUAUGGAGACACAAUCACAGCCUAUGACAAAAGUGCCCUGAAAGAGGCCGUCUUUGAUGACGACGUGGAGCAGUUCAGAGACUGCCGUCGGCAGGACUGUGGUGAGAACAAGAUGGUGCUGCCCAAGGGCUUUUCUCCUGAUCUGGUGGCGGACCUGCUGAAGGAGCUGUCCAAUCACAAUGAGCGCGUGGAGGAGAGGAAAGGAGCGCUGAUCGAGCUGUUGAAGAUCACCCGGGAGGACAGUUUGGCUGUGUGGGAUGAACACUUCAAAACUAUCCUACUGCUGCUGUUGGAGACACUCGGGGACAAGGAUCACACUAUUCGAGCUCUGGCUUUACGGGUCCUAAAGGAGAUCCUGAGGAACCAACCGGCACGCUUCAAGAACUAUGCAGAACUCACUAUCAUGAAAACACUAGAAGCCCAUAAGGACUCGCAUAAAGAGGUGGUGAGGGCGGCUGAAGAAGCUGCUUCUACACUGGCAGGUUCCAUCCACCCAGAGCAAUGCAUCAAAGUGUUGUGCCCCAUCGUCCAGACUGCAGACUAUCCAAUCAACCUUGCUGCUAUUAAGAUGCAGACCAAAGUGGUCGAGCGCAUCACCAAGGAGUCCCUGCAUCAGCUGCUGCCAGACAUCAUCCCUGGCCUUUUACAAGGCUAUGAUAACACUGAAAGUAGCGUCCGCAAGGCCAGUGUCUUCUGUCUGGUGGCCAUUUACUCUGUGAUUGGUGAGGAACUGAAGCCACACUUGGCCCAGCUCACAGGGAGCAAGAUGAAGUUGCUAAAUCUGUAUAUUAAGAGGGCCCAGACCACCAACAGCAACAGCAGCAGUUCUUCAGACGUGUCCUCUCACAGCUAGCCGGAUGUGCGCUAAUCAGUGCCCUUUACAUGUGCAUUUGGAAACAUAGUUGUGCCUCCUCCUGACAUCCUUUUUUUUAUUUGCUUCAACGCAAUCUUCCUGGAAUUUUUCUUGUCCAGAGAGAGAAAUGUUGCUCGCUGCAAUCAGACUUUUCUUUUCAUCCAACACCUGAAAACCUCUCCUAGUUUGGUCUUUCAUGAUCUUUCCAUCCGUUGAACAUUGAAUGUAAAGGGUUUCGGAUUGAGGAAACGUGGGAACUGAGCUUCCAUAAUUGGCAUUGAAUCUUUAAUCGGAGCAAACAUGCUUUCUGAAGAGGUUGUUCGUUAAAUACAUUGAUGAGUAAUAACUUAUUCAUGUUUGCAUAUGGUGUUAAAGGUUUGGUUGAGUUGUUUUUAAAAGGGCACAGUUGGGUUAACUAAUACAUCACUUCAAUUUCAGUGGUGCUAGUGGAUCAUUUGGCUGGCCCGAGUGAUAGAUGUAAAGAGAAUUAAUUUGUAGGUUUGGCUACAACGACAACCAAAAAAACAAAAGACAAAUGUAGGAUCUAAUCAUUCUUAUAUUAAUUUUAAUUUCAUGGGACCGCAAUAGCUUGUAAUGUUAAAAAAAAAAAGAUUUCCCAGUCUUUAAGAAGGCUAAUGUAAAGCAAUUGUGUUGAUUUUAUCAUAGGAUGGAUUGUGCGUUAAAAAAGUGGGCCUCGCCACAAAACAAGCACGAACUUCUGAAUGUACAGCAUUUUCUUUCAUCUACAGCCACAACGCUCAUUACCAGUUCUCGAAAUGGAGUUGAAAAACACGAUCCGAGCGACGAGAUGAAACAGUGGACGUGAAAAUGUCUGAUUUAUAUUUCGUUCUCGGAGCAAGUGGGUUUUUCGAAACUACUAUGCCUUACGUUUCAGUUUUCAAAACUCAGACUGUUAAAAUUUUAAUGUCCACUACACAGCUAAAGCAUGAGUCUACGACACUAAUGAAAACUCUCGGAUCUAGAUCCAAAACUAGAGGUCAUGUUACGCUAAAACAAACGAAAACAAAAGAAAAAAGUUUGAACUCUUCUUUUUUUUUUCCAGCUAAUGUUAAGUGCUUAGUGUUUUGUACAUACCUUUCAAUCAUCGCUUCUCACUCCCCCACUAAAUUAAGGUAAAAAUGAUGUUGCACUCUUUUGCACGUGAACAAAUAGCCUGCAUGUUUUGACGACCUGACCAUCCUGCGCUGUCGUGAGGUUGGUGACGUCAGCGGACUGUAAAUACAGUAUUAUUAUUGUUAUUAUUAUUAAAAUGUUGCCCAUGUGAGGAAGUAGACAAGUGCAGAACUCCAAACCGACCAAAAUGUCUGUUUGUCCUCAGACUGUGAAUCUGACCAUGUUAAAAAAUAAGGACAGACGAGCACCCUACUUUCCUUUAGUAUUAUAUACUGGGGCAUGUGGCUUUUAUUGGUAUGCUGAGUGUGCGUACCGCUUGUUUGUUUGACGCAGCUUUUCUUUCUAAAGGUUUUUAAGCGAUUACAGACCAUCGUUUUGAUUUAGAUUGGCGCUCUUCAUCUGUUUGUAAAAAGGACAAAGCCAGCUUUGGGGAUCAACAGUUGCGAGUAUUCCUGUAAUGGUAUUUCAAUGAAUUGUUCACUACGCAUGUUAGACUUUGUUAUGUCCAUCGGACACAGAUACAUUCUCUUGUAUUUAUACUUUUUUUGGUUAUUUCCUUUCCUGUCCAAAUGUACAGAUUUUGAUUUAUUUUAUUUUGUUUUUUUCAGAAGGCUUGUGAUAGAUUUACAACUUAAGUUUGGCCUAGAAAUAAAACAACCCGGAAACAUGAAA
Messenger RNA from Danio aesculapii, 7169 nucleotides. It is a transcript of the gene clasp1a, whose product is annotated as cytoplasmic linker associated protein 1a. Gene Ontology annotation, biological process: mitotic spindle assembly. The record is from RefSeq and is a predicted model, not a curated record. The transcript has 43 exons. Gene Ontology annotation, molecular function: kinetochore binding; microtubule binding. The coding region runs from base 486 to 5363 and encodes 1625 amino acids. Gene Ontology annotation, cellular component: microtubule organizing center; mitotic spindle; spindle microtubule. NCBI's taxonomy places the organism in Eukaryota, Metazoa, Chordata, Actinopteri, Cypriniformes, Danionidae.